AAACAAUGCAUUGCUUGUAGGUAUGCACACUUUUAAUUUGCAAGUUAAAUAUGGACUUCUGGAUGAUUUUCUCUUUGGUUUCAAGGGCAGGAAACACAACUCUCGCUCCAACUGACAGACAAAAUGACUGCUCAGUUAGGCUAUACCUGGGGUUUCUUAUGGACAACAAUAGCAAUGUCAUUUGCUGUCCUUACUUGCAGCUUUGUGAAGGAAACAGUAGCUUGUUCAAAAAUUGUUGUCAUCAAUGAACUCACUGGACCUGAGAAUAGCACACAAUGUCAAGGCAGGGGGAAUUGUGCUUCAGGUCUUGAAAAUUGUACUUCAGGUCUUGAAAAACUGUGGAUACUCAAUCUUUACCCAAACAAAGAUCCUGUAUACACAUGCAAGGAUAUACCCUUCAAGGUGAAGAAGGAUAACGACUACCACAUAAUAUUCAACAAAACACUUCGUAAUAUAUCUCUCUGGAUCACGAAAAACUGGACGUGCAAGCCAUCCUCAAAAGGGUGUAAUUCUACAAUUCCGGAUUAUGGAUGUGAAUCUGUCAUUAAUUCCUCUGUGUGUGGAACUUGGUCAAAAUAUGAUAGUGACCGUUGUGGAGACCUGCAGGCAGACUUCAUGCUGAAUACAAGCGUGAACAAGGCAGACAAUAGCUCAUGUGUGACCUGCAGAAACCCAGUGCAAGUACCUGUGGGUAACGUGAAAGUGAACCAGACGGAGCUCUUCCAUAAUGGACAAGUGAAUGCUGACAAAGCCAACACUCUUAUGGAAAACUUGAAAUCCACGCUGGACAAGUUAGGAAACAUGUCCAGUGCCAAAGUGGAAGCUGGGGAAGUUAAAGGAGCUAUCAUACGGCUUAAAGAGCAUAACCCAGUCACCGUUGCAUACUCUGUGGAAGCGAAAACGAUGGUUAUUGUUUCCAACCCAAAUGCACUGCAGACAAAGCAUUCUUGGUCUGUCGACAUUCCUGCAGAGGCUGUGAAUAUUUCCCGAUCAGCCAAUGGUGGAGAGGGAUUUGCAGGGGUAUUACGCUUUCCUAACAUGUCCAUGGAUUGCAAAAACAGCAGAGUUUUAGAUAAUGCUGUGUAUGGCAUAUCUAUGUCUGCCAACAUCUCCAAUUUGAAAGAUCCUAUCAAAAUUCAUUUUGGAAAUGUCAGCAUGGAGAAUGUUACGUUUAUCUGCACCUCCUGGAAUGGUGUCGGGGAUCAACCUACCUGGACAGAGGACGGAUGUGAGACAGUAAAGGGCAACAGCACCAUCACAUGCAAAUGUUAUCAUCUUACCUUCUUUGCCAUUCUAAUGAAUGCUCUACCAACUAACGACACCCUCUCCGAAUCGGACCUCGUCUCCCUGACAUACAUCAGCUACAUCGGCUGUGGCCUUUCCAUAUUUUUCCUGGGGGUGGCGCUUUUCAUGCAUUUUCUGCUACGCAAAGCCAAGUCCAGCCAGGCCAUCCAGAUCCUGAUUAAUCUGUUCACAGCGCUCCUCCUCCUCAACCUGACUUUCCUGACCAACGAGUCGGUGGCCAACAUGGGCAGUAACAUCGGCUGCAUCAUCAUCGCCACCCUCAUGCACUACUCUAUGCUGUCCACGUUCACUUGGUUUGCUAUGCAAGCUCUCCACCUGUACCUGCGCCUCGUUAAGAUGAGCAACACCAAAGACAUCAAAAACUACAUGCUGAAGAUGUGCAUGCCAGCCUGGGCUUGCCCAGCUGUGGUUGUCAUCACUCUUGCUGUUCUGAAUAAGUACACACUGGUGACCAUUACCACCACUAGUGGAUUUCAAACAAAAACGUGCUGGAUAAAGGACACAACGGUGCACUUCGUGGUAAACAUCGGCUACUAUGCACUGGUGUUCCUCUUCACGCUGGGCAUCUUCUUUGUGGUGGUGCAAAAAAUCCUCAUGUCCAGCAAGCUGAAGGUCAAGGACGCCAAGACGCCCUCUGUCUCCAAGAACAUAAUGGCCAUUAUGAGCCUGCUGGCCCUGCUAGGACUCACCUGGGGGGUGGCGUUCUUCAGCUAUGGGCCCAUGAUGAUACCAUCCUACUACAUAUUCUGUGUUCUCAAUGCCUUUCAAGGGUUUUUCCUGUUCAUCUAUUACUACAAUAACAGCAAGGACCUUGCCGAAGACACAAAGCCUGACAACCCAACAUUCAGUAGCAGCACAUCCUCUAAUAUAGCUACAAGCAAUACCUAUGUAACCCAAGGCUAAGUACUCAAGUUAAAAAAAAACAAGGUUCCCAACAAAUUGGACGGUUCUCAUAAAGUUCUACAGUGCACUUUUAGAAAAAUGAUUCAUUAUGGGUUGUUUUUCUUUUACAGAGAGAUAGAUCCAGAUUAGUGGGAGGUAAUA
Alosa sapidissima (American shad) is the source of this 2349-nucleotide messenger RNA. Its product is annotated as adhesion G-protein coupled receptor G2-like. The transcript has 18 exons. Gene Ontology annotation, cellular component: membrane. Gene Ontology annotation, molecular function: G protein-coupled receptor activity. Bases 124 to 2208 code for a protein of 694 amino acids. Gene Ontology annotation, biological process: cell surface receptor signaling pathway; adenylate cyclase-activating G protein-coupled receptor signaling pathway. The record is from RefSeq and is a predicted model, not a curated record. NCBI's taxonomy places the organism in Eukaryota, Metazoa, Chordata, Actinopteri, Clupeiformes, Clupeidae.